Molecule: messenger RNA, 636 nt
Organism: Branchiostoma floridae (Florida lancelet)
Lineage: Eukaryota; Metazoa; Chordata; Leptocardii; Amphioxiformes; Branchiostomatidae
Product: histone H2B-like
Exons: 1
Coding region: 104-466 (120 amino acids)
Biological process (GO): nucleosome assembly
Cellular component (GO): nucleosome
Molecular function (GO): protein heterodimerization activity; DNA binding; structural constituent of chromatin
Source: RefSeq, a predicted model, not a curated record
CUUGGACUAGACAAUCCGAUAAUUUGCAUUCUUUCCCGAUAUAAAGGCAAAGCAGACACUGGCGCAAUUAUUCUUCGCUGUCUGAUACGCCAAGAACGUCGUCAUGCCGCCAAGUGGAAAAGCUGCUAAGAAAGCUGGCAAAGCCAGGCCCGCCGGAGACAAGAAGCGGGGAAGGAGGAGAAAGAGAAGGGAAACCUUCGGUGUCUACAUCUACAAGGUGCUGAAGCAGGUGCACCCCGACACCGGUGUCUCUAGCAAGGCCAUGGGCAUCAUGAACUCCUUCGUCAACGACAUUUUCGAGCGCAUCGCCGCCGAGGCUUCUCGUCUGGCUCACUACAACAAGCGCUCCACCAUCAGCAGCCGCGAGAUCCAGACCGCCGUGCGACUCCUGCUACCGGGCGAGCUGGCCAAGCACGCCGUCAGCGAGGGCACCAAGGCAGUCACCAAGUACACCAGCUCCAAGUAGACCUACGGCUCAAGCUAUAACCCCGGCCUUUUUCAAGGCCACCCACAUCCUCACAAAAGAGCUAUACCAGUCACGCUUUCCAUGACCCAACACACGCACACAAAUCACUAACCUGUGAUCGCAGGUACUACUAGUAUUGCACAAUGUCCGGUAAAAUAACACACAGAAAA